This is a messenger RNA of Boleophthalmus pectinirostris (great blue-spotted mudskipper), 1870 nucleotides long. It is a transcript of the gene ca12, whose product is annotated as carbonic anhydrase XII. Gene Ontology annotation, cellular component: plasma membrane. Bases 1 to 1440 code for a protein of 479 amino acids. Gene Ontology annotation, molecular function: carbonate dehydratase activity; zinc ion binding. The transcript has 8 exons. The record is from RefSeq and is a predicted model, not a curated record. Lineage: Eukaryota; Metazoa; Chordata; Actinopteri; Gobiiformes; Gobiidae.
AUGCAGCUGCGGACGGCUUUGACAUCCGCCCUGCUCCUGCGCGCCGCCUCCCUGCUGCACGGUUUGGACGGGGAGCAGCACUGGUCCAGACUCUUCCCGUUCUGUGGUGGAGUUUUCCAGUCGCCGAUUCACAUCAGCUCCGACCUGCUCCGGUUUGACCCCACGCUGCCCCCCGUCCAGCUCCACAACUACCACCUGCCCCCCACCCAGCAGCUCACCCUGGGCAACAACGGGCACUCAGUCCAGAUCUCUCUUCCUUCUCGGAUGUACAUCUCCAGUCUGCCUCACCGGUACACGGCCGCUCAGCUCCACUUCCACUGGGGCUCGGCCGCUCGACCGCUGGGAUCCGAGCACAUGGUCAAUAACAAACAGUACGCAGGAGAGAUGCACGUCGUCCACUUUAACUCAGAGAAGUAUCCGAACAUGUCUGUGGCGGUGGAUAAAUCGGACGGACUCGCCGUGCUCGGGGUUUUUAUCGAGAUCGGUGAUUUCAGCCCGGCUUUUGAUCAGUUCCUGAAAUUCCUGAACGGCGUUAAAUACAGAGGUCAGAAAGUGCAAGUCCCCGGUUUCAACGUCAGAAAUCUGUUUCCUUCACGCCUGGACGAGUAUUAUCGCUACGACGGCUCCCUGACCACGCCCCCCUGCUACCCCAGUGUGCUCUGGACUCUUUUCAGAAAUCCUGUCACCAUAUCUCGCUCUCAGUUCGUGUCUCUGGCCACGGCCCUUUUCUCGUCACAUCUUCAGGACUCGACCCCGGAGCCUCUGAACGGAAACUUCAGGAGACCACAGGAGGCCAACAGUCGCGUGGUGCUGGCGUCUUUUAAAGAGGGCAGUGGACUUGGAGCUCCGACCAUCACCCCUCGCUGCAUGAGGAAGCGUCUGAUCCAUCAGCUGAUGGUGGGGGACCUGGCCGAUCUGGCAGACGAAGGCCUGUACCAGCUCCUGCCCAGCGUCGCCAAGCUGCCAGCUACCAACAGGAAAGAGCAGCGGGCACAGAGAGGGCACAAAACCCAAAAGAACAUGAAGAAUUGGUCUCAGAGGAAGAACCUCUCUGUGGGACCGGACCAGGCCUUGUGCUUUGUGUCUGUGGAGCAGCAGGUGUCGCGUCGGCUGCACCAGUCUCAUGCAGAUCAUCUCCUCCUCCAAACUCUAGAAGAUGAAGUGUUCCCAGAGCUGAACCUCAGGAGUUACCUCGACUGUAGGUCCGACCUGGCUCUGCCGACCAUCAGGCACAUCCUGAGCUCUCGACCCACAGACGAGGCCUGGGAGCUGGACCAGUCUCUGACCAAAGCCCUGUCCGGUCAGAGGAAGACCACCGCCCCCAAGAAGAAGAAACCUCCGACCCACAGCCGCAAACAGGCCCCUGAGAGCGUGCCCAGGAAACCCCACGGCCACGGACACCCUCACCCCUGGCUCCUGCCCAUGGAGUGGGAGGACUGAGCAGAUCUACACGGAACUUUCACUUUCAACCAAAGACACUUUAUAUUUAGCCCAAAGCUGCUUCAUUCUUUGCUCAGGAAGACGUCUUUAUUAUAUUAUAUUCUAUUCUAACUAAACUAUUUAAUCUGAGUCUGAUGUAGAUUUGAGUGCACAUAAUGUCCUGCUGCUGCAAACACAACUGACCCGAAGGAGCCGAAGGAACACGAACCUGUGUGAGGUUAAGGGGCACAGGUAGACAGUGUUGGGAAGGUGACUUUUAAAAUGUAAUCCCCUACAGAUUACAGAUUACAUACUCCAGAAUGUAGUUUAUAACGGAAUCCAUUAAAUGACUUAAAGUGAGUAAUGUAAUCUGAAUACUUUGGAUUACUUGAUUUGCUGUAGAGAAGCAAAGACGAGGAAAUAUAUUAGAAAUUAAAAAGCCCAGACUUUA